Molecule: messenger RNA, 840 nt
Organism: Mollisia scopiformis
Lineage: Eukaryota; Fungi; Ascomycota; Leotiomycetes; Helotiales; Mollisiaceae
Exons: 1
Coding region: 6-677 (223 amino acids)
Source: RefSeq, a predicted model, not a curated record
UAAUUAUGUCGUCAAACUCCAACGACAUCGAAGACCAAUACACCACAGUUUGGGCAGACCCCAUCGACCGGCUAGCCCUCCCAUACGCCUGGCGGAAGGGCAUUCGAUUUUGGACCGGCAAUAGACGUUGCUACAAAAUAACAUCUGGUCCCAUUGACGAAUAUCUCAUCAUUGGAGGUGGCUACGUCGACUAUGCCGCUCUCGAACAAGCAAAUAGGGCUCAUGAUCAAGAAAACCGUGAUCGCGCCCGACUAGAUAUGCACCUUCACACAGGCACUUCGAUCCACGAGAACGGAUGGUCAUAUUCUCCUCGAGGCGAGAAAUUGCGUAUGAGCUUGUAUCACAAGUUGAUGUAUGAGGCUCGAUUGGAGGAGGUGCAGAGGAGAAUGGUGGUCUUGAAAGCAGAGCUAAAGGGGAAACAUGAUGCGUGGAAGCGAGUUGCACUGAAGGGAUUCGAGGAAGAUGUUCCUCGGCUGCAGUCGAUGUUGAGGAUGGUCGCUAGGUUGAAUGCAAUGCUGCUUGAGACCAAUGCCGGCUGGAACUGGAAAGUUGCGAUUCCUGCCCAAAAGAUGCUUCGAGUACGACAAGAUGAUCUUGCUGGACGGUUCAGCAAGACCUUUGCCGAGUUGGGCUUGGAUGAUGCUCCACUUCGUCGUAGAGCUGCUGGUUUGCCUUGAGCGGCGGACACAUAUGCAUGAGUUGUGACAGAUAGGAGACAGGUUCAAGAAUAGUCUGAUACAUUGAUUCAGAAUCAGAAUGGAAAGUCGGCUUGAUUUGAUCUCGAUACAAAUAAGUUUGUCUCUGAAUGCAUGCAUAAUACUGUCUUAAACAUGCAACAAU